AUGCUGCUGCUGCUGCGGCGGGCGGCGGCGCGGGCGGGGGUCCCGCUGCUGCGGGCGGGCCCCGGCUCCCCAGGCAGCGCCGGUCUGAGCCGCAGCGAGCCGCGGGCACGGCGUGGACGCGGCGGGGAGGAGGAGGAGGAGGAGGAUGAAGGGUGCUAUCAGCUGUACCCCGGGCACAUCCCCACCAGCCCGCUGCAGAAAGCGCUGCUGGCGGCCGGCUCGGCCGUCAUGGCUCUGUAUGACCCCUACAGACACGACAUGGUGGCAGUGCUCGGGGAGACCACGGGCUGCCUGGCCCUGCCCAACCUGCGAGACAAGAUGAAACACCACCCCGAAGGUUACCGCAUCCUCCAGGAACGUCCCCGCAUCUGUCUCUCCACCCUGGACAUGUCCCGGCUGCGGGAGCUGCCGGAUGGAUCGCUGGGCCGAGAGUACGUUCGCUUCUUGGAGGACAACAAGGUUUCUCCGGAUACCCGGAUGCCAGCCAAGUUUGUUGAUGAUGAAGAACUGGCGUAUGUAAUCCAGAGGUACCGAGAGGUCCAUGAUAUGAUGCACACCCUCCUGGGCAUGCCAACCAACAUGCUGGGCGAGGUGGUGGUGAAGUGGUUCGAAGCCGUCCAGACGGGGCUGCCCAUGUGUGUCCUGGGAGCAGCGUUCGGCCCCGUCCGCCUCAGUGCACGAAAGCUGCAGGUCCUGGCCACCGAGCUGGUUCCCUGGGCGAUCCGGAGCGGGCGCAAUGCCAGCUGCAUCCUGAACGUGUACUAUGAGCAGCGCUGGGAGCAGCCUGUGGAAUCCCUGCGGGAGGAGAUCGGCAUCUUCCCUCCCCCGGCUGUUUGUGUGUGAGAGCUCAACUAUGGAGGGGGGGGGACAGGGGAUCCCCAUUGGCAAACAGCACCAUCCCUGAGCGCUCCAUCUCCUCCUGUCCCGGAGCGCAGCGUGGCUCUGCUUCCAGCCACAUGGACCCGAGAGCUGAGUUCUCUCCUGCCAAGAGCUGGCACCUUCCUGUUGGUAGAGGCCAAGUGGCACCUCCCUGUGCUGUGACAAAACUUGCUCCUUUUUGCUGUUGGGGACUUGGUGGAGGGAUGGAUGGCAAGGCUGGGUCGGUUCCCAUGGCAGCCGUGCUCAGGUACUGAUGCUCCACAAUGUUGGCAUGGGGAUGGAGCAGAGCUGGUUUACAACACACUGCAGCAAAUGUCUGCCUUGGCCUUCUGCAGCUCUAGGGCUGUGUAGGUGAAUCCUUCCUUUAACCCUCCCUGGGAAGAUCAAGGCUUAAAGUCUUGGGGCUGCCCUGGACUGGAGCUAAAGCAGUGAUUUACAGAGCAAUCCGGGGGCAGGUUUGGUGUGUGCAAUAGGGACAUCCCAUCUUCUGCUGGUGCCUAACUGGUAUCCGGAUGUGCCUCAUGCCUUGGAGACUAAGCUGUGCAUGAUUGCAUGCCCACAGGAACAGGCAGGGAAAUACCUUUGGAUGUUAUCCCUGCUGGACUGGCUGUUCAAGAGCUGAUCCUGAUCUGCCAUGUCUCCCUAUAGUCAUCCCCCAUCAAAAAUGCUGAAAUCCACGUGCUUGUGCUGGGUUUCCAGUAGGAAUCAUCCCUUUCUUGGGUAACAAAAUGAUGUGAUUGGGAAUAAGGAGCUGAAUCCUCAGAGUGCAGAAACAGCGGCUGCUUGUGCAGCGUCUGGGAGCUGAUUGCUGUCUGGGUUAAUUAAACAGGGCUCCAGACAGCCAGUAGCCAGGGAGCAGAGCUGUGGGAUGCGAGGGCAGGGAGCUCCACAGCCAAAGGCUCUUUGUCCGUGUGGGUUUGCUGUUGAAACUCCGUCUUGCUUAAUAAAAUCCAAUGUGGAGCUUGCGGUUCA
Messenger RNA from Strigops habroptila (Kakapo), 1851 nucleotides. RefSeq names its product coenzyme Q4 (gene COQ4). Lineage: Eukaryota; Metazoa; Chordata; Aves; Psittaciformes; Psittacidae. Gene Ontology annotation, cellular component: mitochondrial inner membrane; mitochondrion. Gene Ontology annotation, biological process: ubiquinone biosynthetic process. Bases 1 to 843 code for a protein of 280 amino acids. The record is from RefSeq and is a predicted model, not a curated record. The transcript has 7 exons.